AUGGACAAGAAUUACGUGUUAACACUGUUGGUUGCCAUGAUUGUGGCUUUAAUGGAUCCUGUGUGGAUAUUACGGGCAAAUGCUGCUCCUGUGAAUAAUGGAACUGCAAAUGCGACGAGCACUGUUUUAUCCGACAACGCAACGGCAAGCAAUGGGAGUUUGUGGCUGGGAAAUUUUUCUGCUCCCAACAUGACAGUUUCGUGCAAUGAGACGGCUGUGAAUUGCACGUCGAAGGUGGAAAUUAACAAUGCUACCAUUGAGGUGAAUUUAACCGAUGUUUGCUUAGCAAACGGAACAAACCAACUCAUCAUUUGUAACGGGACUUCGUUAAAUCUUACCAAACGCUGCGAGACAGUAAAAGCGGGAAACUUGACGAUUGUCUGUGUAAAUGCGAGCGUUAAUUCUUCAGCCGGUCUUGUGGUUUCCAAUGCAACGCAAUCUCCCGCCACAUCCAAUUUUACAACUGAUUACACGAAUGCGACAACUACUGCGGCGAAUAAUGUUACAGCACCGUUUAACACGACUGGGGUAUUAACUGCAACCCUUAAUGCAACUUCCACGAAUCAGUCUGCUACGGCUAAUGGAUCAUCGACUCAGAAUCCUAACUCGACAAGCGUUUUAAACUCCACGAUUUCCACCCUGGCAGUACAAGGGAACGCUUCAUUUGCAAACGCAACUCAAACAACGAUCACAAAUUCAUCUGCCAGUACUCCGAGCGCUGCACAAAGCAGUGAAAUUCCUAGCACAACACAACAGUCUACGACAACCCAGAUGUCAACGACGACAGUGAAAUUAACAGCAACGCCGCAAGAUACAACUCCAAAAUCGACAACAGAGAAAUCUACAACGCCGAAAUUGACAACAGUGGAAUCAACAACCACAGAGAAAUCUACAACCACCCCAACUACAGAGAAAUCUUCAACGCCGAAAGCAACAACUUCGGAAUCUACAACAAAGCAGACCUCUCAAACGCCGGAAUCGACAACCAAACAGUCGACAACUAUCAGUACUUCAGGUACUACAAAGGAAUCGGUUGUUCCUCCAAGCAUGAAAGAAACUACAAAAGAAAGUACAACCGAAACGACCACUAAAAGUACAACUGUUAAAACUGUGGAAACGACCACAACUCUAACAGAGCAGGAAAAAUCAUCACAACCCACAAAUUCACAGCACUCAAGUGAGUUGAAAUUUAUUUUUACUCCCAAGUUUGAGAAUGUGAAGAAAAGUAAUGAAAGAAAAUAAAGAAUAACCCAUGGGAAAAUAAGGAGGGGAGAUAUCGUUAUCCCAGUUUUCAAAUGUCCCAUUUCCAGAGGAUUACAUAUUUAAAGAUUAUUGCGCCAAGAAUAAAAUAAUAUUUUAUUGCCCAAUGCAAUAUACAUGCAACAGACCAAAAAUUGAGGGACAGCUAACAACUGCUUUAGCAGUUCCUGAUGUUCCCACAAGUUUCCCUUUUGGUGAAAGGAAUUCUUAGUCUUUUGCACACAACCUUCACACACUGGGCACCCUUAAGAUUGCAAGGGUGUCAGCCAUUGGGCUCCUCAUAAUUCUUAUUUGAGCACAAGCUUGCUAUAUCAUUUACAACAAUGAAUGAUAUUAUAGUGAUAUUUAUAGCUCAGGGAACACAAAUAACUCCCUGCUAAUGGAUUGGAAAUAAAAUAUUAAGUAAUAUUAAUUUUCUUUUGUUUUAUCUUUUCAGUGCCAUCACCAAUGGACGACGAAAAGGUAAUGAAAAACUUUGUAAGAAUCCUUUCUUCAAAUAUGAAAAACCUUAAGACAGAAGACUGAAAACUCUAUAUUGGCUCCAGUAUAGGUUUAUAGGAUAUUAUUUUGAAGUCUCAUGCAACUGAUGUUUCACUACAUAGAAUGCAGACAUAGAUUGAAAGCCGACUGUUUGGUUUACGAGUUUAGCAGAAUUAUGUAGAGUUGUACUGGGUACAUAUUUAUUAUUGUUUCAUGCAAAAAGCUUGAUGCUGGUUUUUUAUGCUGUCACAACAUAAUAUUAUUAGAUGUUGCGUCCACUGACUGUAGAGCAUUAAGGCAUUCAAAAUAUCAUAAUACAUGUAUCUAAGGCAAUGUUUAAAAAAAGACUUUUAUCAUUUUGGGGAAAAGCCUACUGGGCUGCUGUAAGCUACUAGUACUGAUGAAAAACAUCCUUUCAGCUUCCAUGCACCUGUUCCUCCAUUCACACGGCAAAAAUCCACUAAACAGCUGGAAAUAAUAUCAACAAUAACAGACACUGAACAUUAACAUACAUAUACUUCAUUCAUCGGGGGGAGGGGUGUUGCAAAGAAUAUUGGCCUCCAAAUCUACUGUUUGUACUCCCCAAAUUCCACAUCCCUGGCAGUUUAUGCAACCCAAUAUCUUCAAAGCCAGGUGCAUUUUUGUCUAAAAAAUGAAAUGAUAUCCCAAUUCGAGCCACAAACAGUAGGGGGGAAGAUUUAAACAGUUUUGAAAAGUAUCAGGGAUGAUUUAUUAUGCAAAUAAUAAUACCUCAAAUAGCACAUAGUAGAACCAUGUCCCUAAAAGGAAAUCAGAGCCCCCCCCCCCCCCCCCCCACUUGUGGUUUCCAAUGCAACGCAAUCUCCCGCCACAUCCAAUUUUACAACUGAUUACACGAAUGCGACAACUACUGCGGCGAAUAAUGUUACAGCACCGUUUAACACGACUGGGGUAUUAACUGCAACCCUAAAUGCCACUUCCACGAAUCAGUCUGCUACGGCUAAUGGAUCAUCGACUCAGAAUCCUAACUCGACAAGCGUUUUAAACUCCACGAUUUCCACCCUGACAGAACAAGGGAACGCUUCAUUUGCAAACGCAACUCAAACAACGAUCACAAAUUCAUCUGCCAGUACUCCGGGCGCUGCACAAAGUAGCAAAAUUCCUAGCACAACACAACAGUCUACGACAACCCAGAUGUCAACGACGACAGUGAAAUUAACAACAACGCCGCAAGAUACAACUCAGAAAUCGACGAUAGAGAAAUCUACAACGCCGAAAUUGACAACAGUGGAAUCAACAACCACAGAGAAAUCUACAACCACCCCAACUACAGAGAAAUCUUCAACGCCGAAAGCAACAACCUCGGAAUCUACAACAAAGCAGACCUCUCAAACGCCGGAAUCAACAACCAAAGAGUCGACAACCAUCAGUACUACAGGUACUACAAAGGAAUCGGUUGUUCCUCCAAGCAUGAAAGAAACUACAAAAGAAAGUACAACCGAAACGACCACUAAAAGUACAACUGUUAAAACUGUGGAAACAACCACAACUCUAACAGAGCAGGAAAAAUCAUCACAACCCACAAAUACACAGCACUCAAGUGAGUUGAAAUUUAUUUUUACUCCCAAGUUUGAGAAUGUGAAGAAAAGUAAUGAGAAGAAAAUAAAGAAUUACCCAUGAAAAAAUAAGGAUGGGAGAUACCAAUAUCCCAGUUUUCAAAUGUCCCAUGUCCAGAGGAUUACAUAUUUAAAGAUUAUUGCGCCAAGGAUAAAAUCAUUAUUUAUUGCCCAAUGCAAUAUACAUGCAACAGACCAAAAAUUGAGGGACAGCUAACAACUGCUUUAGCAGUGCCUGAUGUUCCCACAGUGACUAAGUUUCCCUUUUGGUGCAAGGAAAUCUUAGUCUUUUGCACACAACCUUUACACACUGGGCACCCUUAAGAUUCCGAGGGUGUCAGCCAUUGGGCUCCUCAUAAUUCUUAUUUGAGCACAAGCUUGCUAUAUCAUUUACAACAAUGAAUGAUAUUAUAGUGAUAUUUAUAGCUAACACAAAUAACUCCCUGCUAAUGGAUUGGAAAUGAAAUAUUAAGUAAUAUUAAUUUUCUUUUGUUUUAACUUUUCAGUGCCAUCACCCAUGGAUGACGAAAAGGUAAUGAUAAACUUUGUAACAAUCUUUUCUUCAAAUAUGAAAACCCCUGAGAUAGAAGACUGGAAACUCUAUAUUGGCUCCAGUAUAGGUUUAUAGGAUAUUAUUUUCAUGUCUCACGCUACUGAUGUUUCACUACAUAGAAUGCAGACAUAGAUUGAAAGCCGACUGUUUGGUUUACGAGCUUAGCAGAAUUAUGGAGAGUUGUACUGGGUACAUUUAUUAUUGUUUCAUGUAAAAAGCUUGAUGUUGGUUUUUUAUGCUGUCACAACAUAAUAUUAUUAGAUGUUGCGUCCACUGACUAUAGAGCAUUAAGGCAUUCAAAAUAUCAUAAUACAUGUAUCUAAGGCAAUGUUAAAAAAAGACUUUUAUCAUUUUGGUGAAAAGCCUACUGGGCUGCUGUAAGCUACUAGUACUGAUGAAAAAAAAACAUCCUUUCAGCUUCCAUGCACCUGUUUCUCCAUUCACACACCAAAAAUCCACUAAACAGCUGGAAGUAAUAUCAACAAUAACAGACACUGCACAUUAACAUACAUAUACUUCAUUCAUCAGGGGGAGGGGUGUUGCAAAGAAUACUGGCCUCCAAAUCUACUGUUUGUACUCCCCAAAUUCCACAUCCCUGGCAGUUUAUGCAACCCAAUAUCCUCAAAGCCAGGUGCAUUUUUGUCUAAAAAAUAAAAUGAUAUCCCAAUUCGAGCCACAAGCAGUAGAGGGGAAGAUUUAGUCAGUUUUAAAAAGUAUCAGUAACAGUGUAUGGGUAAUUGCUCAGCACCACACACUCCUCCACUCUCUCUGAGAGUGAGGUCAGGUUACCCAUAUGAAUGGUUUAUUAGUAACUAAUUUAAUCUACUCAACAGACUGUGCGAUUUUUCUAUGUGAACGUGCUUAUUCCUGUUGGAGCUGGAGCCUGUACUGCCCUGGCCAUUGCAUUUUUGGUUGUCCUGUGCAGAUGCUGUCGCAGAAGAAAGUUAAAGAAAGUCCGCUAUUUUGGAAAGGUCAGGAUUUAUCACUAGUGGCACUCUAUAAUCAGCUUAUCUUGGAAAGGUUGUCAUACAAAAGAGUAAAAGAGUGUACAAAAUUGGCAAAACAGCCGGCAAAACAUAGUCCGUCAAGCCUUAAUGCUGAUAAUUUGGUUUUUAUUGCACUGAAAUGCUCAGUGGAGUGACAGUGAACUAGCCACUGACAACAACAUGUUUUUGCACUCUCUGGUACUCUUUCAUGCCUUCUCCAGACAAUAGUGAGCUCACGCAACAGGAUGGGAGAAGAAAGAAGAUGGCAAACUUUGUGUGACAAGUGUGACAAUAAUUUUGUUUGAAAAACUUUUCCGCCGAACUUCACCUUCCUUUAAACAGGUCAUUUUGUAAAAGGCCAGAAAACAUAAACUUGAGUGAAGAUCACCACAAAACAGUAAUAGGUCUGUCAUGUUUGUCACACACAAGCGUUUUGCUGUCCUCUUCUUUCUGCAGUCCUGUUGCGUAAAUUCACUAAUCUCUUUCUGAUUAUCUUUAUGUCAUGACCAAAAUGAGGUACCUAGGUUGUGUAACGGAGACAUAAUAUUUAGAGAGGGAAACACUUGACAAUUACAAACAGAACUUAUAAACUUAUUGUCCUCAACAUCAGCACAGACUGUUUGUUACAUGUACACAGACAGACUAUUGGUCUCGGACAGAUAAAUCAGAUAAAUAAACAAACAGUUAUACAUGUACAAUCAGACUAUUCUUCUUCGGAAUUGAACACUGCCCCUUUGAACAUUAAGAUAUUAUCUGUCUGAGAAAGGAUUAUCUGACAGAUAACUAGUCUGAGAUGGAUAAUUAUUUGUGUUCCCAGUCAUCAGAACUUAUCAGAUUGACCCAAUCUAAAUAUGAUAUUCGAUUAUUGUGGGAAAAAUCUCUUUAUAACAAGAAUUCCAUCAUUUCUAUUAUUUUCACCCACGUGCUUGUUAAAAUAAUAGGAGGCGCACCUGUGGGUGCCCUAUGCUACGUGUCAGAACUUCAUCACCUUGCUCUUAUUGUUGAAAAUUGAAUUUCCAUAAUACUAUUGCCAUGAUUUAUUAGUGCUGUUACUUCUUUUGUGUCACGUCACUUGUCCCAAAUUACUCUGGGAAUGCCUCUUACAGUGACUUUUUAGAAAUAGUUGUGGUGAGUCCUUGGACUCAUCUUGUGAAAAAUCAUAGGUCCUACUCCCGAACCAUUGAUUCUCAGUUCAAAAAACUAGUUCUAAAUUGAAAAAGCUUGGGCCUUUAUGUAACCAGGAAGUUACUGAAUCUAAAGACAGACUCCAAAACCCUUUUCACAGUUUACUGUUCAAAAUUAAAAUAUAUUCCUUUUAUUUAAACAACCAAAAUAAGGGGACUAAAAUAAAAUUAUGCAUCUUUAAAACAGCCACAGAAAUCACACAAACAGGAUUUUGUACAAAAACGUCUUCAGAUUGAUCGAUCUUUGCAUCCUUCAGCACGCAUCCAUUAAAUUAUCUUGCGUCUUUGGUAAUUUUUAUGCAUCAGGAACGCAGCACACAGAGGUAACAAAAUCACUGCUUUUAGAUGUUGAUCAAUACUGUCAGUUUUAAAUUCUUUCUUUAUAUUUUUAUUUUUUUAGGCUUCUGGAGAGUUGGACAUGGAUAAGUUAAAUCUGUUGUCACAUUCCAGUGAUGAAGAAUAA
Porites evermanni is the source of this 6521-nucleotide messenger RNA. Lineage: Eukaryota; Metazoa; Cnidaria; Anthozoa; Scleractinia; Poritidae. The record is from the annotation of a GenBank genome assembly.